AUGUCACUUGAUCAGAAAGAAUCGGUUGACAAUUUUAAACCAACGGAGACAUGGAGGAUCCUGAAGAACGUAGUGGUCAUCAGUCUGGCCUUUAUGGUACAUUUUACUGCAUACAAUGGUGCUGCCAAUUUACAAAGCUCAAUCAACGCUGAAGCAGGCCUCGGGACAGCGUCGUUGGCUGCUGUGUAUGCCGGUCUUAUCAUUUCCAAUAUAUUUUUACCAGUGAUUGUAAUAAAAUGGCUGGGAACAAAAUGGGCGAUCUCUUUAUCGUUCAUAGCCUACAUGCCGUAUAUUGCUGCUCAACUUUAUCCCAGAUUCUACACAAUGAUACCUGCUGGACUAAUUGUAGGCCUUGGUGGUGGCCCACUCUGGUGCUCCAAAUGUACCUAUCUCUCUGUGACAUCAGAAGCUCAUAGUCGGAUAUCCAAAAUCUCAGCUGAGGCACUCCUAGUACGAUUCCUAGGGCUGUUCUUCAUGAUAUUUCAAAUGAACCAAGUGUGGGGAAAUCUCAUUUCUUCCUUAGUUCUGACUUCAGGGAACAAUACAGCCGCGUUUACAUCAGUAAAUGAAACGAUGAUCCCGAUUCUGUGCGGCGCCAACUUUUUACCCAGCGCUGAUGCUGACGAAGCACUUCCAACACAACCUCCGGAAAAGAUACAGAUGUUAUCAGGUAUUUACCUUGCUUGUAUGGCUGGUGCAGCUUUCCUAGUGGCUGUUGGGGUAGAUUCCAUGAAACGUUACGAUACGGGCCGCCAAGGUUCUGGCAGUGGCUUGUCUACUAGGGAGUUGUUAGCCGUGACCUUGAAGUUGAUGGCAGAACCAACGCAGCUAUUGCUCGUCAUUAUCAACAUCUUCAUCGGACUUCAGCAGGCGUUCUUUGGUGCUGAUUUCACUGCUGCGUUCGUGUCGUGCGCCGUCGGCACCGGUUCAGUUGGCUUCGUCAUGAUGACAUUCGGUCUGGCUGAUGCAAUUGGCUGCGUACUCACAGGAUAUUUGGCUAAGUUAACAGGGCGUCUGCCGCUCAUGUGCUGCGCGACGGUGGUGAACGCGGCGUUGUUCAGCGCCGUGCUGACGUGGCGGCCGCACGCCGGGGACGACUACGUGCUCUACAUCUUUGCAGUUCUGUGGGGGCUGUGCGACUCGGUGUGGAUAGUGCAAAUCAACGCAUACUACGGUAUCCUGUUCCCCGGCAGGGAGGAGGCAGCAUUCGCAAACUUUCGACUCUGGGAGUCUGUCGGAUAUAUCAUUGCAUAUAUUCUAUCUCCAUAUCUAAGGACAACUCACAAAGCAUAUUUGCUACUAGCCACAAUGGCUGUCGGAGUGUCUUGUUAUUUCUUUGUGGAAUAUCAACAGCGUCGAUUGAAGAAAGACGAUGAGAAAAAUAAGGAAAUGUGUUAUGUAAAAGGUUGUGAUAAUAUUGCUUUUGAUAAUGUAAUGUAA
This is a messenger RNA of Arctia plantaginis, 1440 nucleotides long. The record is from the annotation of a GenBank genome assembly. NCBI's taxonomy places the organism in Eukaryota, Metazoa, Arthropoda, Insecta, Lepidoptera, Erebidae.